This is a messenger RNA of Zonotrichia leucophrys gambelii, 8936 nucleotides long. RefSeq names its product cholinergic receptor muscarinic 2 (gene CHRM2). Gene Ontology annotation, biological process: G protein-coupled receptor signaling pathway, coupled to cyclic nucleotide second messenger; regulation of smooth muscle contraction; adenylate cyclase-inhibiting G protein-coupled acetylcholine receptor signaling pathway. The transcript is spliced from 2 exons. Gene Ontology annotation, molecular function: G protein-coupled acetylcholine receptor activity; G protein-coupled serotonin receptor activity. The record is from RefSeq and is a predicted model, not a curated record. The coding region runs from base 701 to 2098 and encodes 465 amino acids. NCBI's taxonomy places the organism in Eukaryota, Metazoa, Chordata, Aves, Passeriformes, Passerellidae. Gene Ontology annotation, cellular component: synapse; dendrite; plasma membrane.
UCGAGCCCACUUGGCGCUCGCACACAUCGCACACCCCCGCACACCCUCGGGGCGGGCAGCGAGCGGCCCCACAGCCGCGGCACCCGGCAGGGACACACACCCGGGAUGCUCACCUAGGCACAGCUUCCCUCGCUCACCCGCAUUUCCCCAGCAGCUCAGGGGAAGUGUGAAUUAUCACUGGCUCACUCACGAGUCCCGGCUCAACCUGUUUUUAAUUACUCCAGUUUUCUCUAAACCUUUAAGUCAGGUUCGAUAGCACUAUUGCUCUGGGUUUUUUUAAAUUUUAUUUAUUUUUUUUUUAAAGCUCAGCUUGGCUGAACUGAAGCAGCGACUCCCGAGGGUGUGCGUGUAUAUGUGUGUGCCUGUGGGUGUGGGAGGGCGAGAGGGAGCAGGAGACAAAAACUCCAUCAGCCCGGACAAUGCCACCUCUCGUUUAAAGCUCCCAACCUGUUAUUCUUUCCCCGCACUAUCGCGGUACCGAGCGCUCCGUGUUUCCCCCAGCCCAGCCCCCCUGGCUCCUGGUGGAAGAUAUGGAAGAGGAAGAUAAAGCCGCUGGCUGCGGGCGCUGACGGCGCGCAGCCCGCAUGCCUCUGCCGCCGCCGCCGCUCCAGCGAGCCGCUUGCAGCGGGAUGAGAUGCAACUCCUGCUAAUUGGAUCACAGGCUUAAGUUGUAAGUGGGUAUCUUGUUACCAGAAGCGAAAUGAAUAACUCAACGUACAUAAACUCUUCCUCUGAAAAUGUGAUGGCCUUGGAGAGCCGCUAUAAAACUGUCGAGGUGGUGUUCAUCGUCCUGGUGGCAGGGUCCCUCAGCCUAGUCACCAUAAUUGGGAACAUCCUGGUCAUGGUGUCCAUCAAAGUCAACAGGCACCUCCAGACUGUCAACAAUUAUUUCCUGUUCAGCCUGGCCUGCGCUGACUUGAUCAUCGGCAUCUUCUCCAUGAACCUGUACACCCUGUACACUGUGAUAGGCUACUGGCCCUUGGGGCCCGUGGUGUGUGACCUCUGGCUGGCUCUGGACUAUGUGGUCAGCAACGCCUCAGUAAUGAACCUGCUCAUUAUCAGCUUUGACAGGUACUUUUGUGUCACCAAGCCCCUGACGUAUCCCGUGAAGCGGACCACGAAGAUGGCCGGCAUGAUGAUCGCAGCCGCCUGGGUGCUGUCCUUCAUCCUCUGGGCUCCUGCAAUUCUCUUCUGGCAAUUCAUUGUGGGAGGAAGGACUGUCCCAGAUGGGGACUGCUACAUUCAGUUUUUUUCCAACCCUGCUGUCACUUUUGGCACUGCCAUUGCAGCCUUCUACCUGCCUGUUAUCAUCAUGACUGUCCUUUACUGGCAAAUCUCCCGAGCCAGUAAGAGUCGGAUAAAGAAAGGAAAAAAGGAAGCUGCCCAAAACCAAGAAACAGUUUCCCCCAGCCUUGUCCAAGGUAAAAUAGUGAAACCAAACAAUAACAAUAUCCCAACCAGCGGGGAUGGGUUGGAGCACAGCAAAAUUCAGAAUGGAAAAACCAGUGAAGAGACUGUGACCAAUAACUGUGUUCAAGGGGAGAAGGAGAGCUCCAACGACUCCACCUCCAUCAGUGCGGUCGCUUCCAACUUGAAAGAGGAUGAAGCUACCAAAGAUGCCAGGCAGGCUUCUGCCUCCCAAGACCAUGUCAAAGCAGAGAACUCCAAGCUGACAUGCAUCAGGAUAGUCACCAAGUCCCAAAAGGGGGACUGCUGUGCCCCUACCAACACCACCGUGGAGAUUGUAGGCACGAACGGGGAGGAGAAGCAGAACAGUGUGGCCCGGAAAAUCGUCAAGAUGACAAAGCAGCCAGCCAAAAAGAAACCACCCCCUUCUAGAGAGAAAAAGGUGACAAGGACGAUUCUGGCCAUCCUCUUGGCCUUCAUCAUCACCUGGACCCCAUACAAUGUGAUGGUGCUCAUCAACAGCUUCUGCACAUCCUGCAUCCCCGGCACCGUGUGGACCCUGGGUUACUGGCUCUGUUACAUCAACAGCACCGUCAACCCCGCCUGCUACGCACUCUGCAACGCCACCUUCAAGAAGACCUUUAAGGACCUUCUCAUGUGUCAUUACAAGAAUAUAGGAGCUACAAGGUAAAAAUGAUAAUGAAAAUGAUUAUGGAAAGGGCGGAGAAGUUCCAAAUUAAAUUUUAAAAAAACCCUUUGAUGCUACAGCACUUUAUGGUCUUCUAUGGAAUGUGCAAUCCAGGAUGUUAGUGGAAAAACUGAUAAGGGGCAGCGGCUGUACCCCUGAGAACUACACUUUAAAACAUUUUUUUAAUAAAUGAAAAUAAAUCUUUGGGACACGGGGAUGUUUGAGAAAUUAUUCAAGCGUGUGGUCCGGAGGCACAGUUCCUUACGUUCUGAGAAUAUUCUGCAGAAGGGCUUUAAAGUCUAUGAUUUUUGGUCAUUCUGUGUAAAAUACUUGUUCUUUCAUUCUCUUUUUCUUGUGUUUUUUCCUGUGUGUGUUUAUUAUGUCUUCAUCCAGGUGAAAAAAAAAAAAAAACACAACAAAACAAAUUUUAAUAAUAACUGCGUGGAAGAGGCAUAGGAGUUUGGAAGAUCAUUGCAUAAUCCAAAUCAAUCAUGGCAGAAAUUUUCUAAAGCUCAAAGUUGUCUAAAGUUGUUUUGCCACUGUCAUGUAAGAAGCUUAAUGUUAGGUAAAUCAUGAUGAAAGUUUUUUCUGUUGUUUAUGACACCACCAUGUCCAAAACCACAUCAGUUCUGAAAGUGUUCUUAUGCACAACAUGUUAUCAUUGUAUAUUGUUACAAGUCUGCUGCUUGCCCUAUCCCAGGGGCUUUUGUUCUGUGACUUCUUCAUCAUGUCAAGAUCAAAGUGAAAAGACUUGGUCUCAUCCAGAUUGCUACAUGCCAAGACUUCUUCAGCAUCCAUGUAAACCAAAGCUUUUGAGACAAUUUUGUUCACUUUAUUCAUCAUGUGACAUCAGCCUGUGGAUUUGUCUUUUACCUUCAUCAGCCUUUUCUUCCUUUCUGUACCUUACUUGUCCAGGGCAAGACUGAACAUCAAAAGAAGCUGUAAAUUUAAAGGUCUCAUCCAGUCAGCCACCAUGGUGGCCAAACAAAGGGUCUCAGCUGAAAAAUAGAAACAAGAUUAUCACUAGAAAAUGAAAAGCUACAUCCAUUUAAAGUUGGAUGUAGAGAUGAAGAGGUAUGUUGAGGCUUCACAGAAUGAAUAGUUAAUAUUUGAUGACCAUGCUCUUGACCUGUCAAAAGAUAAUUAUAUGAAUAAUUUAUUGAGGUAAAAAAUAAGAUAGACUGACAUACCCACCUGGAUCAAGCUCUGCUAAGCCCUUAGUGUGAAACUGGGGUCCUUUCUGGGUGAAUCCUGCACAAGAUGUUUGCUUUCUGGAAAAGAUAUUGGUCACGUUGCCUUGUACUACGUGAGAGGCAUAUUUUGACUGUAAGUCAAGGGGUAACACUAAUAAAAAAGCAGACAGGAAAACUGUGAUUAUAAAAAAAACAGAUAUUAAAAUAGUCUUGAUGGAGUCUGGCAAGGGUUAAGUUAGAAUAUAUUUUGCUACUCUACACUAGGUGAAAUGUGGAUAAUUUCUGCCUGACAAAGAAUUUACUAUUCCAAUAUUUGAUAUUUACUGUAGCAAAACAAAACAUUUUGUGGACAGGUCAGAGGGUAUCAGAUUAUUGAAAACAGAGAUUGUCUGGGAGUCAUGCACAUUUUAUUUACCUCCUUCUUAGUACCUCUAAUUUGCAGGCCCUAACAAAGGUACAUUUAUAUGUUUUCUUACCCAAAAAGAGCAUAGACAGUGUCCUGAGGAUCUCUUUUCUGAGUGAACACCACCCACCAAACAGGACACAAAUUCAUUUGGUUAUUUCAUGCUACAACUGCAAUACUCCAAAAUGCACCUCAAAAUAGCAGCCUCUGAGAUUACAGAGAAAUUAAUCUUGCAUAAUUAAGUUUUACAUUUGACAAGCUUAAUGGAAGACAGUGUCAAAGCACUCUGGUAUCAUGACAAUUUUCAUGUUUUGCAGCACAAGUUCCCAGCAGAAAGCGAAAAUGUGGAGGAUUAAACUGCAGUAAAUUAAGGCCAUGUUAAAUUCCGGAUUAACAUGUCUUAAUAUGAAGUCAUUGAAUUUAUACCCCUAGUGAUUUCAUCCUAAUAUAACUGUCUCUAUACAGCCAGGGAUCUAAUUUUCCAACCCUCACUUGCCUUGAGUCAUAUCUACUAUCACUGUUUUAAUCCUCCUGCUUGUAAGGAAGAAUAACUACAUGACAAAGCUUGCCAAAAUGAGCACUGCUUGCUUUUUAAAACUUCUUGCCUUUUAAAAUUUCAUUUACUAUUUAUCUUGAUCAGGUCAAAGGAAGGACUUACACAUUCCUAGCUUAUUCAGUCUCUUACAGUGUUAGAAAAAUCCAGAUAAAAUACCAAGAUAGAAUAAAAUCAACUAUGUUCAGUUUCUAAAUCUGACUUCUUGGGAAAAGUUUCAUAAAAGAAACACACCUGCUUCUUUCUUUCAGCAAGUGCUGUGGGUAUCAAUAGUUCAGAUACUGAAACUGGGAAAUAAUGGUUUGUAUAGCCAUACUUAAUCUUUUAACUGUGGUUUUCUGGCAGGCCUGAAAAUCCCUUAUUCUCACAUUUGAAACUAGCACUUGUCCUAAAUGAAUUAGUCUAACAGAUAAGGACACUCCUACAGGCUAAGAAGUGUGGCAGAUAGAUUGAAAUUAUAAUCCUUCAUCAUGUGAUAUGAUGACACUCAAAAUACCACAGAAAGAAAAGUAUUUUGGGGCCAGCAUUCAUGAAAAAAAUACAAGCAAAGAAAAACAUAAUUUAGAAGUUUUCCAGCACUUUUCCCUAGCACCACCCUCACUUUUGAUCUCAGAAGAUGUUUUGAUUUGUGUUAUAGUACAUUUUAAAGGCUUGCAGGACAGACAAUCCUCUGUUUCCACUCUGUAACAGUUUAUGGUACACUUAUAUUUGCAGACAAUUAAACAGUGUAAAAAUAGAUGACACGGUGCACCUAAGUACGGAUCCACAGGCAUGCAAACACACACCCCUACAUGGUUUAUAUAUAUGAAAAAUAACCAACUAAUAUACAAGGUAUUGCAUGGAGCCUUGCCUGCCUAGUGUGCAUUGCCAGCUGCUGGGAGGUGCAGAGCCAACACUUAUUUCACUGUCUCACCUCUCCUGAAGGCAAAGAAGAGGCAGAACGUGCCCUCAGAUAUUGGGAACCUCUUGGGUCUUGAGGUGGUUGUGGCUCAGUAAGACAAAAAUGUGCUAAUGGUCCAGAACCUCUAAAUAAUUUCUUCUUGAAUAUCCUUUGAGCUUUCAUGUCUUUCCUUUGUGUCCCAAACCACGUUCCCCAGGUUUCACUUCCCUCCUGAGUGACAGAUCUGCAGGAUGUAGAUGUCAGUCUUGAAGAGCAGCUCUCCCUAGGUAACCUCGGCUUCCCUGGCUGUCACCUGCACCCUGUGGUCCCCAGGGUGGCCCUGCUGCUGGAGCUGCCUCAUCUCCACCUUCAUCUUGGCCAGAGGAUCCCAGCAGCACAUCCACACCGUGUGCUGCGCUGGCCACUUCUGUUUUGCAUAGAAACCCAGCACACUGUGCAGGUAACCCAUGAGAACAACAAGAAAAAGCAAAAAAGUCCCAAAAACGAUAACUGACAACAAAAAACUGCAGCUAGAACUUCUUGUCCCCUCCUUUUCUUCCUCCUUCAUUACUUCCAGAAAGAGGCAGCCCACGGGGAGUGAUUUGUGUUGCCAUGGGACAGCCCUACCUUCAUGCUCCAGGAAGAGAGCAACAACUUGGAGAUGCAUCGUUCCAGUGGGCAGCUUUUCUGAGUAUUAAGGAUGUCUGUGGUCAAAGAGAAAGGGAGAAAAGAAGAAAGAAAGAAAAAGAAAGGGAAAAAAAGGAAAAGGAAAAGGAAAAGGAAAAGGAAAAGGAAAAGGAAAAGGAAAAGGAAAAGGAAAAGGAAAAGGAAAAGGAAAAGGAAAAGGAAAAGGAAAAGGAAAAGGAAAAAAAUAAGGAAAAAAUAAGGAAAAAUAAGGAAGAAAGAAAGAAAGCGAGAAAGCUGAAGCAAUGUUUAAAAUCUGUUUUCCAGCAAGAACAAAAUCUAAGAAAAACUUGUCAGCCUUCUUUCUGUUUGAGAUUUUCAUUUGAUUUAUUAGGAGUCAUAGGAUCUAUUGAAAGAUAGCAAAGUAUUUGAAUGUUUCCUGAUGAAAGGCAGUCCAAAGACAACAAACACAUCUAUAUAGGUCAGAUUGCUUUUUCUUGCUUUCUUUCAUUGUUGUUUUUCUGUAUAAAAGCUCACAGGAAUGGGAGUGUUCAAGUGGACCCCAGAGAUCAGUUGUUUGGCAUUCACAAAGCAUGAAGGGGACAAAAGCAAGUGCUAAAUCUAUCAGCCCUCUGCUUUAUACACCGCUGGUGGAGAAAAACAUAUUGACAAGAAGAGGUGCCUUCAAGAAGUGUGGCUGUGGUGAAAGCAGCCCACACACCACUGAAGAGACCCUUGAAGUGGCCCAGCAGCUCCUGGCCUCUCAUCCAGGGACAGGAGCAGGAGGACAGAGACUUUUUAAAUUUUAUCUCCUUAUGGAUUUGAAUGUGUCCAUCUGUCUAUGCGAAAUGCUAACAAACUCACUGUCCCCUUCCCCAGUUUUGACUGAUUUUGAUCUCUGUUCUUCAUUCCUAUGAAUGGGACAUUCCUAAGGAUGAGCGAGUGCUGCCUCAGGAUACAGCUCCCAGUUUCUCCUGUGGUGCUGGGGUGGCACACUUUGAAUUUUUCACUUCUGCUGACAGUACCUCUCCUUGCCAAUCUAUGGCCAAAAAUUAAUCAUGGCAGUGGCCUAGCAGGACUGAAUAGGUAAAGCAUCCUGAAAGCAAUGUGCUGGAAACUUGGCAUGAAUGCAGCUUGGGGACAGGAGUGGAGUAGACCCAUGCUGAUAUUUUUUCUCUCUCCCUAAAAACACUUUGGAAAAAUCUUUAUUUUUUGACAAAUUGUGAAGUUUCUGGGGGCUAGAAUUCAAAGUUUUACAUAAAAAAAGGCAGGAAAACAAACUCUGGCCCUGUGCAUGGGGAGCGUUUGCUAACAGUGAGUUUGGAGUUUAAUAGUCCCAGAUGACAGCAGUGCAAGUGGUAAAAAUUGCGAGGCUUAAAAGAAUUUAGCUUUUCUUUCACUACAGACACUUACAAGGGUAUGAUUUCUAUACAAUAUUGCUCUUUCAGUUGUGUUACAAAAUGCUCCGGACUUCUAAGGAAUCUUUCUUUUUUUAAAGUUGUAGAGAUCCUUGCCUUGAAGGAACCUCAGAGAUGGUGUUUAAUUUUCUGUGGCCUCUCUUCUCUGUCUGUUUCCUCUUCUGCCACAGUUCUACCAAAAAGCUUUCCUCCUUACUUUAACAAGUGUCACCUGUGUUACAGCUACAGGCUUGUAGUUUCAAUCGCUUUUCAGGCACUGUGAAUGCUGGUAUUUAACCUCUCUGACCCCACCCAAAAACUGCCUUCCCUAGCACAACACCCUCCUCCACUGAAGCCCAAGCUACUGUGUGGAGUGGCAACUUCCAUAAAUCCUUUCUGCAUAGGUUUUAAAUUGGAAGUAAAAUAAACCCUCCAAUGAAACAAAGCCAAAUAAUUUCCUUUGCUCCCCAGUUGUGCUAUCUCUGUGUUAGGCGCAACAGUGGACAAUGUCCAAGAGUGAAUGUGCUCAUAGUGGGAUAUCAUCCUGCCACAUGCACGGAUUAAUUUUCUGCUCUGUGCCACAGAAAGGCAGCCCUGCCUUCCCUCGAAUCCCCUUUCAUUCAUAAGCUUACUGGCAGAGUAUUCACUGAGAGCCCAAACCUAAGAAUGUAAUUACAGCAAGGCUGAGUUGAACAUCUACCACAACCAAUGCAAUUAUUUCUCCUAUAUUUUUAUUCCCUCCUUUUGCAAUGCCUCUUUUGCUGCACUGUGGAGCCAGUGGGUUACAUGAGCAUAUCAGUCCUCACAGGCCUCAUAUUUCAGAGUACUGGGUAGAUUUGUUAAACACAUUUCAUUCCAGUGAUAACCAAAUAUAAGAAACAAAAUUCUGGUGUCUUUAUGCCUUCCAAAGUUCUGCAUUACCUGAAGAGUGCCAUUCAGUAACUACUCUUCUGGGUGUUUCCACUGUGAGUUUCUUUUUUUUUUUCUCUCUUUUUUUUUUUUUUUUUUUUUUUUGGAUCAUACUUGCCAAGAAGGACACAGAAACCAUUUUGUGAGCUGUCCCAAAGUGCUCUGACUCUGGCAAAAGUGUCUCUGUGUGGUACGUGAGGCAGUGUGAUCACAGCCUGUGUUACAGCACCCUUGGAAGGAAGAAUUUAUUAAAGAAUUUAAGAUAUUAAACACUGAGUGUUUAAUACCUGGGCUGACUCACCUGACAGCACUGGAGAGAGCACAGGGGGACAAGGUUGGUGUGUUCGUACUGGCGAAGGGACAAGCAAGUGACAGCUGGAUUGCCUUUCUGCUUCCCUCAGCUCGCGUAGGCUUCAGGGAGGAGGUGGGGAUUGCUGCCCCUCUGGAGACUCUGUCUCUCCACUCUACUCCAAAGACAGCCCUUCCCCGAAGCACACCCUGGCAGCAGUGGCAGCAAAAGUAAUAAAAACACUGGUGGGAGUGCCACGACUGCCAAUCAACAGACAUCAUUCUGUCCUAUCCCUUAUUUCUGGUGCCACUUAGCUGAGGUGGUUGGUAAGUUAGAGACAAGCAGUUUGUAAAUACCUUUAGAUAGUGUGUUUUAACAUGACCAACACCAUAUCUUGACUGUGUAAAAAAUAAUACAUUAUGUGUAAUACUAUCCAGAUAAGCUUAUAAUGUAAAUAUAUCUACAAUGAAUGUCAAAUUAUCCUUUGAGCUCUAUGUAUGAGGAAGAACCUCAUCUCUUCUUGAGAUCUUUUUUAACUUAACAAUAUGAAAAACUUGUUAUUCAUUUAUAAAUAUAUAUAUAUAUAUUUAAAA